GCCAGGGUUCCAGCUCGUCCCGGACAGGGGAAGUGACUUCAAGCUGGCGGGCGGAGGCGAGAGCACUGUUGGCCCCAGGAUCCAGCUCUGGGAAGCUGGCAUUGUCUCCCAGUCGCUGCCUCGGAGGACCACAAUGGAAGAGGAAGGGGUAAGAAACUUCAAGGAACUUCGAGACAAAUUUCAAAAUCUUAAUGCUACACCUCUUUUGAGACCUAUUAAGUCUCCAGCUGGUGUUUCUCGAAAGGAUGAUAGAGGAUACACACAGCUGGCUCAGCAUCUGGCUAAUAGGAAGUACCUCUCAUCCCACCACCACCGAACUCUGCCUUUUUCUUCCACUGGAGUAUCUCUGCCUUUUAAAAACCAGAAAGUGACGUCAGCUCAGAGAGAUGAAAUUCAGGAGAGUUCAAGUUCCUCGGGACCUCCAGAAAAAUCUACUGUGUUUCCUGAAAGAAAUUUCCAGAAAGCUGGCAUGCCAUUGGAUGUGAGUAAAUCAAGAGCUGAGACAUCUAAUGAGGAGAAAGGAACGGCCCUCAGCAGCUUCAGAUACAAGCUUUGGAACUGGGAGAAAGUUUCCUCUCAGAACAAUGAAAUGUCCCCAGCUCCACUCCUUACCAAUGGUGGGAUUAAGACCUUCCAUCUUGAAGGGCAGAAAACCAUGGAACUUGCUCAAGGAAAGCCAGAGAAGAGCCUGAAGGCAACAGGAGUCCAGACCCUUCCUCCCCAGAGCCAUUUGAUGAUCCAGAGAAAAUCACCCAUGGCCUCCAAAGCCCCCAGUUUAUCUCUUCCUCGGUACAGCAGGAAGAGCACAGAAAGCCCUAGCACUGAGGGGAGCCGCAAGAGCAACCCAUGCCAACCUGUUUAUGAGUGUGAACUUGACAGCCUGGUUCCAGAAAAGCCAGAGAACAGGCAUCGCCAGUUUCCCAAAACAAAGCCACUGCCUUCCAUUGAGACCCUCGGUCUACCUCCCCUGAAGCCCUCAAAGCCCCCAUUCGUGAACCUCUAUGCCUUCCACAGGCAGCCAGCUGCUGUCUCCAAGACUCCGAAAGAAGUGACAAUGAAGGAUGGCCCCCUGCCUCCAGACAGUGCAGAGUUGGAAGAAGCACAUAAUUAUGACACAACGAUUUCAUAUCUGAGACACUCUGACAACUCCACUAACUUGUGUGCUGCUGGAGAAAGUGCUGAAGCCACUUAUGAAAUUGAGAUUGAAGAACUCCAAAAGCCUUGGAGGAGUUUUCUCCUUCCAGAACUGAGUCCUAGACAUAAAGAUGAAGAAAACAUCACGAAGGAAAAAGAGUCAUGUGAAUCGGAACCUCCAAAACCAAGAAAGGAGUCACACCUUACCCAUCCUCCCAAGGUAGUUGUCUGCGAAGAGACUCCAGGAAAAACCAAGAUGACUGGAGUCCAUGAGGACAGAAGGAGUGUGCCAGCUGGAAACCAGGAAGCCAUGACUGACACCAUUCAGAACAGGCUCUUCCCGGAGGAUAUGGCACUGACUAGGCAUUCCCAGGAUAAGAGUGGAUAUGUGGAGGCUUUGGAGGUGACGAAAGAAACUCCAAGUCCAAGCACCAUUAGGUCAAGCUCCUCUUCAGAGAAGACUUAUGAUGAUGUGGAGUGCUCCAGAGAAGACAUACGAAAAUGGGACUUCUCCAGCUCGUUCACCUCAGACAGCGAAGAAAAUAAUGAAGAAAUGUAUGAAGAUAUCUACAAAGCAAAGAAUAAUGACCCCAAACCAGAAGUAGCUGGGAUGGCAGCACUGAGAAGAUUGCAGCAGAUCUUCAGGAAAGAAAAUGGUGUGUUCGGAAUGAAGAAAACCAAGUCAAAAGAAAUUGUCAGCAAUGGAUUUUCUAUGUCACUGCCUGACUUAGGACCUACGUCUCAAGAUGGUAUCAUCUAUGAUGAUGUGGAGACACGUGAGAAAGAAUCAAAAGAUGAAGAUAAAGUAAAAACUUGGAAGACUAAGUUUUUGACACCAAAAGGAAGAAAGUGGGGGAAAAGCAGCCAUGGAUCCAAAAGUUUUUCUCCCAGACAUUUUUUCAGAACUAAGAAGCAAAAAUUAGAAAAGAAUAGAAUGGAAAAAGAAGAAAAACUCUUCAGAGAAAGAUUUCAGUAUGGUAAAGAAAUCAUGGUCAUUAACAGAGCUGUAGCAUGUUCCAGUAAUUCACGAAAUGGAAUAUUUGAUCUGCCAAUAACUCCUGGGGAACAGCUGGAAGUCAUCGACACCACUGAGCAAAACUUAGUGAUAUGUCGCAAUUCCAAAGGCAAAUAUGGAUAUGUGCUCAUUGAACAUCUAGAUUUCAAACAUCAGGGCUGAUCUCAUUAGGAAGGUCUGCGUGAUGUCAGGAUGUGUCCAAGGUGUGAGUUCAGCCCCACAGCUCCUUCAACUCCUGCCUCAAAAUGAGAUGGGUGGUGGAAACUUCUGUCGGAAACUCAGAAGAAAACCCUCAACAAGUCGAUGCUGGUUUUACUCCAUGAAACUUUCCUGCUGGUUCAAGAGAGUACGAAACAGUAUGUUAGUAUGAGAGCACUUGCCUAAUGAGCCAUAGCCUAAGUUUGAAAUCUUGGCUUCAGGCACCAGGGACUUGGGCAGCUGGUGAGUGAACUUCCAACGUUAGUAUACCGUGUACGUAACUUCUUGGUGCACAUCCACAUUUCAUAUGAAUUCUAUGUAGUAAAUAAUGUGACCAAGUUCCUUUAAAUGAUGAUGACGACAGCACCACCUGAGCCAUAAUCACUUGGUUUGUUUUUUUAACCAAGGUGAACGACUAGAAGACAAGUACUGCUGAAGGGAGCAGUUUGCUAGGUGGGAGGUUGUGGGGGUGGAUUCUUUUCUAACUCAACCAGAACUAUUGUUUAGAAGUGUUUAAGUAUAUUUAACAAACAUGUGAAAAUAUAUAAAAUAUAUACAUGUUGUAUCAUGUUAAAAUGGGGAAAAUUAUUAAUCUAUUGGCUAAAACACACCCAAAUGCAUUUCAUUUAUAUGACAGUAAGUAGAAUUUAGUUGUAAAUAAGAUUCUGGUUCUACCUGAUAUCCACUGUAUGUUAAUAAAGUCUACAUAUGCUUUUAACUAACUA
Grammomys surdaster is the source of this 3072-nucleotide messenger RNA. It is a transcript of the gene Fyb2, whose product is annotated as FYN binding protein 2. Gene Ontology annotation, biological process: protein localization to plasma membrane; integrin-mediated signaling pathway; T cell receptor signaling pathway. Gene Ontology annotation, cellular component: plasma membrane. Bases 134 to 2311 code for a protein of 725 amino acids. The transcript is spliced from 20 exons. Gene Ontology annotation, molecular function: protein binding. NCBI's taxonomy places the organism in Eukaryota, Metazoa, Chordata, Mammalia, Rodentia, Muridae. The record is from RefSeq and is a predicted model, not a curated record.